AUGGAUAAUCAAGAGGUUUCUGUGGAUGUUGAAGCCCCCAUCGACAAGACCAACGAUGAUCGAUCCCUACCUUUUUCAAUCUUUAAAAAGGCUAAUAACCCUGUUACUUUAAAGUUUGAGAAUCUUGUGUACACGGUGAAGCUGGAGGAUCCAAAUGGCUGUUUCCGAACCAACCACAAAACCGAGGAGCGAACCAUCUUGAAAGGCUUGACAGGGUUCGUUAAACCGGGAGAGAUCUUGGCUAUGCUGGGUCCUUCCGGGAGUGGCAAGACCAGCUUGUUGACGGCUUUAGGAGGACGGCUUGGGGAAGGGAAAGGGAAGCUCACAGGGAACAUAUCUUACAACAACAAGCCAUUAUCCAAAGCUGUGAAGCGAACUACAGGUUUCGUGACUCAAGACGAUGCUCUUUACCCUCACUUGACCGUUACAGAAACUCUAGUCUUCACCGCGCUUCUUCGGCUUCCCAAUUCUUUUAAAAAACAAGAGAAGAUCAAUCAAGCUAAGGCAGUCAUGACUGAAUUGGGUCUAGACAGAUGUAAGGAUACCAUCAUUGGAGGACCCUUCUUGAGAGGUGUUUCCGGUGGUGAGAGGAAAAGGGUUAGUAUAGGGCAAGAGAUUCUUAUAAACCCUAGUUUGCUCUUUCUUGAUGAGCCUACUUCUGGUCUUGACUCUACCACGGCUCAAAAGAUCGUAUCAAUUUUGUGGGAACUGGCUCGUGGUGGAAGAACGGUCGUGACCACAAUUCAUCAACCUUCUAGUAGGUUGUUCUAUAUGUUUGAUAAGCUUCUACUCCUUUCAGAAGGUAAUCCCAUCUACUUCGGUCUUGGAUCCAAUGCUAUGGACUAUUUCGCUAGCGGUGGAUACUCCCCGUCGGUGGAAAGGAUUAAUCCCUCUGACUUUCUCUUGGACAUUGCAAACGGUAUUGGUUCAGAUGAAUCCCAAAGACCAGAGGCAUUGAAGGCAGCUCUUGUUGAGCUUUACAAGACACACCUGUUGGACAAUGUUAUCACUGAUCUUGAAGGACAAGAUGAUCUUUCUAACAAACCAAUAGAGAAUCCUCAUGUGGAGACAAAUCAUUUUGGAGAAUGGCCAACGACGUGGUGGCAGCAGUUUUGUGUUCUUUUGCAGAGAGGCCUUAAGCAAAGGCGUCACGAUUCUUUCUCUGGCAUAAAGAUUGCUCAGAUAUUUAUCGUCUCUAUCCUUUGUGGUCUCCUUUGGUGGCAAACGAAACUUUCUCGCUUACAAGAUCAGAUAGGAUUGUUAUUCUUUAUGUCAUCCUUCUGGGCAUUCUUCCCUCUCUUCCAACAAAUCUUCACAUUUCCUCAAGAGCGAGCGAUGCUACAGAAAGAACGCUCCUCGGGCAUGUACAGGCUCUCGCCUUACUUCAUGUCCCGAGUUGUCGGGGAUCUACCAAUGGAGCUUAUUCUUCCAUGUUGUUUUGUCUUGAUUACAUAUUUUAUGGCCGGUCUAAACCACCACCCCGCAAACUUUUUUUUGACCCUUUUGGUCCUCCUCGUCCAUGUCCUUGUCUCUGGUGGGCUAGGACUAGCCCUAGGCGCCCUAGUUAUGGACCAGAAGUCAGCCACGACGCUUGGAUCAGUCAUAAUGCUCACGUUUUUGUUGGCAGGAGGAUACUACGUGCAACAUGUUCCAGUUUUUAUCUCUUGGAUUAAAUACGUAUCAAUAGGUUACUAUACCUAUAAACUACUGAUUUUGGGUCAGUACACGGCGAAUGAGUUGUAUCCAUGUGGCGACGAUGGGAAGUUGAAAUGUCAUGUUGGUGACUUUGAAGGUAUCAAGAAUAUAGGUUUUCAUAGUGGAUUGGUCUCUGCCUUAGCUUUGGCUGUGAUGCUUGUUGGUUAUAGAGUUAUUGCUUAUCUCGCUUUGAUGAGGAUCGGUAAGACCAAAUCCGGCUGAUACUAUUAUUCUCCACUUUUAGUUUGUUUUGGAUAUUUUAGAACUUUUUUGAGUACGUAAGAACGGAUGUAUAACAGCAAUAAGUUUUUGU
Capsella rubella is the source of this 2008-nucleotide messenger RNA. RefSeq names its product ABC transporter G family member 9. The transcript has 4 exons. Lineage: Eukaryota; Viridiplantae; Streptophyta; Magnoliopsida; Brassicales; Brassicaceae. Bases 1 to 1917 code for a protein of 638 amino acids. The record is from RefSeq and is a predicted model, not a curated record. Gene Ontology annotation, molecular function: ATP hydrolysis activity; ABC-type transporter activity; ATP binding. Gene Ontology annotation, cellular component: membrane.